Molecule: messenger RNA, 457 nt
Organism: Symbiodinium sp. CCMP2592
Lineage: Eukaryota; Dinophyceae; Suessiales; Symbiodiniaceae
Source: the annotation of a GenBank genome assembly
AUGCUUUGCGCAAAAGGUUUUUGGAAUCACCUUCACAAGCGGGGUGACAGUGGAGGUCGAAUCGUUGUUCAGGGAAGAAGUCGGCGCGGAAGACCUCAAGAAGUACUCUGGGUGGCUGCCCAGCGGCAUGUCGACACCUCUACAGCUCCUGCUGCAUGUCCGGAGAAGAAGGUGACGGUGGAGGUCGAAUCGUUGUUCAGGGAAGAAGUCGGCGCUGAAGACCUCAAGAAGUUCCCCCUGUGGACUAUGGGUGGCAGACGCAUUCAUUGUGCUUCCGUGAAGUGUAUUGCCACUGUCGAGGUACUCUGGGUGGCUGCCCCGCGGCAUGUCGACACCUCUACAGCUCCUGCUGCAUGUCCGGAGAAGAAGGUCACUUCUCGUCUUCAUCUGCAUGCGUUUGCACCUCAGAAAGUGAAACAUGGUGAGUUGCUGGUGUACUUCGCUGCCAGACAGUCAC